GGCCUCUGAAUUCCACGCCCCUGCCGCCCAGUUGCACCCAAGAUCCACUCAAGCUAACUGACAUUCCAGGGGAGCAAAUCCUGUGCCACUUAGGCCUCUCCCCUCCCCUCUGUCGCCCGUUUUUUUCUUGUUGUUUACUCAGAAAGCGGUUAUUGACAUCUGCAGACCUGCCUCACUACCGGCCCCACCCAGCAGCGGAAAGCUGGGUCUGCAGCCCGGGAGCUCCUCCUCCUCCUCCGGCCCGAGCGGUCCUCUCCCCUAAGAGGCGGGUGUCACGCUGGGCCCCGCGUGGCGCCGCCUACGUCCUCCGCCCCACCCUUUGGUGACACAGAGCUCCAGCCCGCCCAGGGCGUCAAUUAAGUCCACUUGCCGAACCGCUGGGCGCCGCUUGUCCGGCACCUUUCGAGCAACUCGGCGCCUGCUCGCUUCGGUUUCCUGAGGACGCGGCAGAGUCGCGGGUCCCCGUCCCUCGUGCGCCAUGAGCCGCUCGCGCCCGAGCGUCCCCGCGGUGCUGCUGCUGCUGCUGCUGCUGUCGCUGCGCGCACCUGCCGUGCGGAGUGACUGCGACCGCCCCCCAGAAGUACCUAAUGCUCAGCCAGCUUUGGAAGGCCACACUACUUUUCCUGAGCAAAGCACAGUGACUUACAAAUGCAAUGAAGGCUUUGUAAAAGUUCCAAACAAGACAAACACAGUGAUCUGCCUUUCCAGCAAUCAGUGGUCAGAACUUGAAGAAUUCUGUAACCGUAGCUGUGAUGUUCCACCUGGGCUACUUUUUGCAUCUCUCAGAAAGACUUAUACCCAACAGAAUUAUUUCCCAGUGGGUUCUACUGUGGACUAUGAGUGCCGACCAGGGUACAGAAGGGACCCUUCUCUAUCAGGAACACUAACCUGCCUUCAGAAUCUAGAAUGGUCCAAACCAGAUGAAUUUUGUAAAAAAAAAUCAUGUCCUAAUCCUGGAGAAAUAAAAAAUGGUAUCAUCAAUAUAACAACUGACAUAUUAUUUGGUUCAGCCAUCUCAUUCUCAUGUAACACAGGGUAUAAAUUAGUUGGCGCAGAUUCUAGUUACUGUUUUCUUAUGGGAAAGACUGUUGGGUGGAGUGAGCCAUUGCCAACCUGCGUAGAAAUAUUUUGUCCAGAACCACCACAAAUUGAGAAUGGAAGAAUUCGCGAGGAAAGUGACACUUACAAAUACAGACAGACGGUGACAUAUGAAUGUUCUAAAGGCUUAACCCUGGUUGGAAGUAGCUCCAUUUUUUGUGAUGUAAAAGGCGAACAAGGAGAAUGGAGUGGGUCACCACCUGAGUGCAAAGGGAAAUCUCCAGCUACCAAGCCUCCACCAACAGUUCAGAAACCUACCACAGUAAAAGUUCCAGGGACAAAAGUCCCACCAACGCCUCAGAAGCCUACCAUGGUGAAAGUUCCAGCAACACAGCAUACACCAGUUUCCAGGACAUCUGUGGGUAUUCAUGUAACCAGAACAUCUAAUAAAGGGAAAGAAAAUGCUGCUAAAGAUGCUGCCAAUUUUUUAUAUGGUAAGUUCGGCUUUCAGACAGUUAAAAGAAAUUGCUAUCACUGUGGGAUGUACAAUCCAUAUUCCUGGAAAAGAAUACUGUCUUUUAACUGUCUUAGGAAAACCAUCAAAAUGCAGUGCUUAUGGGUACCUAAGAGAAAACGGGUGAACGCAUUAUAUCAACAUGUUUUGUGGACACCAUCAGGUACUCGAUAUGUUCCUUUAUAUUCUCAGCCAUGUUCUUGUUCCAAAGUAAUUUUAGGACAACUCCAGAUCAUUUGGCCACUCAAGCAAGUAAUGUUGCGUGCUCAGUGUCUUGAUGCUUCAUUUUAGGGACUGAAGAGCCCCAGGAAGGAAACAGUUAUCAAUACAGUUAUCGAGUGUCUUACAAUUAAUCAUAAACCACUCCUUGACCAUUUUUAGAUCUCUUUCCUAUCCCCAAUGAGACGAAGAGUUCUGCUCUUGAUUACAUCUUUUCCCUUUCUGUUAGCCAUCUGAAGGAAAGUUCUCUUAAGAAAUAUUCUGUUGCUGUAGACAUGAAACCAAAAUCAUAUAUCCGUGUUGCAAUUUCUUCCAGCAUUUGGUUGUCUUUUUCUUUGUCCAUAUUAUUUGAUAUUAUGUGUUAACAAGAAGAUUAAUAUACUCCUAAAGAAGAUGGAAAGAGAAAUGUUUGUUAAGGAGAAAAACACCUAAGUGACACACUGAUAAGUAAUGUCCAAUAGAAAAUACACUUUGAUUUUAAAAAGUGCUUAUUUUUAAACCAUAUAUAUGUCCACAUCUUAUGCAUGCAUGAAUUAGCCAGGAGACUAUAAACCUGAAAACUAAAAUUUUGCUAUUACUGUUAUUUUAGUUAUUUUUUAUCUUUUAUCUUGAAAACUUCCAACAUUUGGAAUUCUCUUUGUUUAUUCUAUAUUUUAAAUAGAAAUAAAUAUAUUUUAAAUGAAAAAUAUCUCAUGAUUUAAUGUUCACAAAAGUGAUGAGUUUAAAAUAGAGGAGUUUUCCUCACCUGCCCAAUGGCAUCCAAUGAAGGUUUGAAAUGCUUAUUUUUAUGUUUUAUUUAUUUGUUUAGUUGAUUGAUUGGUUAAUUGAUCUACUUGCUUACUUACUUACUUAUUUGCAGUGCUGGGCAGUGCUGGGGAUCUUGAGGCAUGCUUGGCAAAAGCUCUAUCACGAGCCUACAUUCCUAGACAAAAACUCUUAUUUUUUUCUCUGCAUUCUUGAGGUAGAUGUCCUGCGAUUUUUCUAGAAAACCCUUCUUGGAACUGUAAUUCCAUCUUGUACUCAAAAAUAAGGGGAACUCCUUCCUUCUUAAAUCAGACAUAACAGCAGUGUGUGUGUGUGGUCUUGUGAAAUAUAAAUAAACCUGGAAAUUUCUUUAUUUGUUAAAUAAACAAAUCAUUUAAUGAAUCAGGUCAUUAUAUCACCUUAAUGGUAAGUAACUACUGCAAGGAAUUGCUUUUAUUGAUUAUACCACAAUGUAAGUGAAUGAUGCAGAUGUUAGAACUUUAGAAAUAAUUAGUUUUUUCCUAUUUAAUUCCACUGAGAACAAGAUGAUAGCAGAUCUUCACAGAACUUUCUAAUUUGCCUUGUAAAUGACACUGGUGUUUUGAAUUCUAAAGAUAGUCUUCCACUGGCUCUGUGUCAGUGUUUCACAGUGUUUUUAUUGCCUUCCCUCUGCCAAUGGCUUCCCUAGACAUUCUCAUCCUCUCAUGAGAUUUUAAUGCCACCCCUGCACUUUCAGUCUAUUUCUAUACUCUCUCUUGGUAGACAUAGAUAGAUAUAUGUGUGUACCUUAUACAUAUAAAAGGAAAUAUUUCCAUCUGCCUGGAGUAUCACUCACAUUGAAAAUAUGUGUUCAAUGUAGUUUUUUGUUGUUUUUGUGGUUGUUAUUUUUAAAGACAGUGUCAUAAAUAAGAAGAAAGAGCUUUUGGGUAGGAGUCAGUCAGACCUUGAUGUGAGUCUUGUUUUUUCAUGUCGUAGUCACCCCAACCUAUUAAAUAAAUCUCUGGGUCCCAGUUUUCUCACUUAUGAGACAGAAAUCAUGAUUCCUCUGUAAAGUCUUUGAAGCUUAAUGUGAUUGUGGAUAUGGAAACUCCUUGUGCCAAAGAAGUAAAAACAGGGCUAGGCACAGUGUUUCAUACCUGUAAUCAUAGAUAUUUGGGAGGAAAGAUCAGAAGAAUUGUAAGUUUGAGGCCUGGUCAAAAAGUUAGCAAGACCCACUUCCAACAAACAAGCAGAGCAUAGUGGCUGAGUGCCUAUAAUCCCAGAUACACUGGAGGUGUAGGGAGGAGGAUUGCAGGUCCCAGGUUGGCCUCAGGCAAAAAUAUGAGACCAUAUCCAAAAAAUAACUAAAUCAUAAAAGGACUGGAGGCCUGGCUCAAGAGGUAGAUCACCUUCCUAGCAAGCUCAAGCCCUGAGUUCAAACCCCAGAAUCAUAGCAUGUGAUCGUUAGUAUUUUCCUAAGAUAGAUUUGUGACAGUUUGAUCAUUUCCCUCUUGCCACACCAAAGAUUGAGAACUGGUUUUUACUCAGGUAAUAUUUGUGUGUUUUCUGUGUGGAAAGCACUGUGUUGAGAUUUUUAUAUGUAUUAGUUCAUAUGCUUCUCACAGAAAUCCUAGAAUGCAGCAUUUCUACCCCAUUUUUCAGCUGAGAGAACUGUGGUUUUGCCCAAUUUAUGAUUUGCCCAAGGUCAUAGGGAUAGUAGGCAGUAAACAGGCAAGUCACUAAUUUCUCUAGUAUCAGGCACUUUAAAGGGUAAGUGCUUGUCCUACUGACAAGACAAGAGACUACACAACUCAAAAUAGACCAUCAAGGGAGCCUGGAUUCUUCACUAAUAUUUCUUUAUCCCUCCCUCAAUUGCUGAAUUCCUAUAUGUGACAUUCACAAAUCCCUUAUGAGGAUUAAUAGGUCAUUUGAAAUAAUCUUGAAGAGGUUAGAAAAUACUCUGUGAAAUACAUAACUUUUUUCUGUAUCUUUUAUCACAGAUGCAUUUAUUUAUCUACAUAUUUACUUGGGUAUGGCAGGUAUUACAGACUAACCCAAAUCCAAAUGUACCUACAGGAGUCUUGUACCAUAAGUAGUUAAUUGAAUCAUAAGGUGCUGAUCCAAGGGUGGUCAUUAUGUCUUAUUACAUGUCUCUACUGUGACAUUAAAUUCCAUGGGACAAUGACUAUAGUUAUCUGCCUGUAAUUCAGAUAUUACAGGCAGAUAUUUUGCCACGUAAGUUUUCUCUGAUAGGUUUAGUCUGGAAAAAGAAGUGUGUGAAUUUCCUUUACUUAAAAACUUGGAAGUAAUACAGAGACAGAAAAUCCAGUGAUCUUGACAAGACACUUCCAGAGCCCAGUGGCUGUCACUCUAAGGAAGCAGUGUUGAGUAUGCAUUGUAAAUCUGAAAAUUGCAUUCUUUUCCCAAUCACAAGUCUCCUUCUACAUGUUCUUUGUUCUGGUCUAAGAAGUGUGAUUAGAGAUGAGAACCAAGCAUACCCACACCUCCCAUGGUUUCUCAUCACACAUGGUCUGCAUUUCAGCUUUUGUGAGAUGUUCAAGUUUGACUUUUCAAAGUGACUGAGCAAGCCCACAUUGCUUCAGAAAAGUUGAUAAACAUCACUUAGUGAACACCAACUUUUGUAAAUACAAUUCUGACUUGGCUUUUGGAAAAUAGAAAUGAUUCUGUCUAUCUAUCUAUCUGUGUAUCUACAUACA
This is a messenger RNA of Castor canadensis (American beaver), 5211 nucleotides long. NCBI's taxonomy places the organism in Eukaryota, Metazoa, Chordata, Mammalia, Rodentia, Castoridae. The record is from RefSeq and is a predicted model, not a curated record.